This is a messenger RNA of Thlaspi arvense, 1059 nucleotides long. NCBI's taxonomy places the organism in Eukaryota, Viridiplantae, Streptophyta, Magnoliopsida, Brassicales, Brassicaceae. The record is from the annotation of a GenBank genome assembly.
CAAAUUUGAAUAUGACUUUUUGGAAACAGAAUAAACAAAUAAUUUCCACGCGCUAUCGACAGGCAAAAUCCCACAGAUAUGCAAAGAUCUCUCAGAAUCUCUCGAAUCAUAUUUUCCCUCUCUUUUUCCUCCUCCCUUAUAAAUCCCUAAUCCCCACUCAAAUCCUUCAUCCCGUUGCAAAAUCAAAUCUCCUUUUUUACCACUUUUCCUCUCAAAUCGUCGAUUCAUAGCAGAUUCUCUCUCUCUCUCACACGAUCCUUCGUUUACAGAUCUCUUUGAUAAUCUCGUUGAUAUGGCGGAGGUUUUGCGUCCGGAGAAACUGGAUAUAUCCAACGACACUUCGUCCUUAGCAUCGCCGGAGCUUCUUCAUGUUCUCGCCGUCGACGACAGCAUCGUCGAUCGGAAAUUCAUCGAGCGGUUGCUAAGAGUCUCGUCGUGUAAAGUUACUCUUGUGGAUAGCGCGACGAGAGCUUUGCAAUACCUUGGAUUAGAUGGAGAAAAUGGUUCUGUUGGAUUUGAGGAAUCAUCAGCUUUCAGAGAAAUACCAGUGGUGAUUAUGUCGUCAGAGAACAUCUUGCCUCGUAUCGAUAGAUGUCUUGAAGAAGGGGCUGAAGAUUUCUUAUUGAAGCCUGUGAAAUUAGCUGAUGUGAAGCGAUUAAGAGAUUCUUUAAUGAAAGCUGAGGAAAGAGCUUUCAAGAGUAUUAUGCACAAGAGGGAGCUAGAAGCUAAUGAUGUAUACUCGCAGCUAAAACGCGUAAAGAUCUGAGUUUCCAUAUUCCACGAUGUGAUUCUUUCUGCUUACAAUUUUUGGGACGUUACAGCUUUUUUUGCUGGUAGAACCAGUGAGGACAGAUAAAAAGAAGGGUUUUUUUUUCAUAAUAGAAAUGUAAAUUGUAGAAAAGAAAAUUGGUUUUCAUUAGAGAGGAGGGACACAUAAAUAGACUUUUUUUUCUUUACAUGAGAUAUGUAAAAUGGUGUUGUUAUUGUGGAAGUUUAAUAGAAACUUUGGUUUUUCUUCCGCCUUCACUUUCCGAAAUAAUUUAUGGCACACAUCCACAU